GGCACCGCCGGCGGCCCGGGGUAGCGGCGCGGGCGGGGGCAGGGGCUGGGGCCGAGUGGGGAGGCCGGUGCUGGGGAUGGGGGUCGCCCGGCCGCCCCGCGCGUGACAAGGCCGAGGGGCGUGCCACCCCGUCCCGGGGCGCGCGCCCCGGGGCCCCGCCAUCCCUUGCCCCGCCGUCGUGGCCCGGGAUGCGGAGCCGGGGGCCGCCGGUGGAGCUGCGCGGGGUGAGAGGCGCGGGGAAGCGGGCUGCCUGCCGUCCUCGCCCUCGGCCCCCGCCGGCGGGCCCCGGCCCUCUUAGCGCGCUGACAUUCGGGGGGCACAGGUGAACCCGCCCGCCCAGUCCCCGCCCCCUCCUGGACCGCAGCGUGUCUCGGUGGGAUCGACCCUGCCCUUCGCGAGAGGCUUUUGCUUGCUCCCUGCGGAGGGCCCCCCAGCCAUGGCCCCCAGGAGUCCCCUGGAGCGCGCAGGGACUGCCCCCGAUCCUGGCCGCCGGGGCCCCGCCGCCUGCCGCUGGCCCCCGGUGUGAAGCGGCCUCCAGCAGCCCCCGGCCCCCUCCCCCCACCCCAUGGAGGAGGAGGAGGAGGAGGGGGCGGCGGCCAAGGAGUGGGGCGCGACCCCCGCGGGGCCCGUCUGGACCGCAGUGUUCGACUACGAGGCGGCGGGCGACGAGGAGCUGACCCUGCGGCGGGGCGACCGCGUCCAGGUGCUCUCGCAGGACUGUGCGGUGUCGGGCGACGAGGGCUGGUGGACCGGGCAGCUCGCGAGCGGCCGGGUGGGCGUCUUCCCCAGCAAUUACGUGGCGCCCGGCGCCCCCGCCGCGCCCGCGGGCCUGCAGCUGCCCCGCGAGAUCCCGUUCCACGAGCUGCGGCUGGAGGAGAUCAUCGGCGUCGGGGGCUUCGGCAAGGUCUACCGGGCGCUGUGGCGCGGCGAGGAGGUGGCCGUGAAGGCCGCGCGGCUGGACCCUGAGCGCGACCCGGCGGUGACGGCCGAGCAGGUGCGCCAGGAGGCGCGGCUCUUCGGCGCCUUGCAGCACCCCAACAUCAUCGCCCUCCGGGGCGCCUGCCUCAGCCCCCCGCACCUCUGCCUGGUGAUGGAGUAUGCCAGAGGGGGCGCCCUGAGCCGGGUGCUGGCCGGGCGCCGGGUACCCCCGCACGUGCUGGUCAACUGGGCGGUGCAGGUUGCCCGAGGCAUGAACUACCUACACAACGAUGCCCCCGUGCCCAUCAUCCACCGGGACCUCAAGUCCAUCAACAUCCUUAUCCUGGAGGCCAUCGAGAACCACAACCUCGCAGACACGGUGCUCAAGAUCACAGACUUCGGCCUCGCCCGCGAGUGGCACAGGACCACUAAGAUGAGUGCAGCGGGGACGUACGCCUGGAUGGCUCCUGAGGUCAUCCGCCUCUCGCUCUUCUCGAAGAGCAGCGAUGUCUGGAGCUUCGGGGUGCUGCUCUGGGAGCUGCUGACAGGGGAGGUCCCCUACCGGGAGAUCGACGCCCUGGCCGUGGCCUACGGCGUGGCAAUGAACAAGCUGACGCUGCCCGUCCCCUCCACGUGCCCGGAGCCCUUUGCCCGCCUACUGGAGGAGUGCUGGGACCCUGAGCCCCACGGGCGGCCGGAUUUUGGCAGCAUCCUGAAGCAGCUGGAGGUCAUCGAGCAGUCCGCCCUGUUCCAGAUGCCGCUUGAGUCCUUCCACUCACUGCAGGAGGACUGGAAGCUGGAGAUCCAGCACAUGUUUGACGACCUGCGGACCAAGGAGAAGGAGCUCCGCAGCCGCGAGGAGGAGCUGCUGCGGGCGGCACAGGAGCAGCGCUUCCAGGAGGAGCAGCUGCGGCGGCGCGAGCAGGAACUGGCGGAGCGCGAGAUGGACAUCGUGGAGCGGGAGCUGCACCUGCUCAUGUGCCAGCUGAGCCAGGAGAAGCCCCGGGUGCGCAGGCGCAGGGGCAACUUCAAGCGCAGCCGCCUGCUCAAGCUGCGGGAAGGCGGCAGCCGCAUCAGCCUACCGUCAGGCUUUGAGCAUAAAAUAACAGUCCAGGCCUCUCCCACGCUGGACAAGCGGAAAGGAUCGGAUGGCGUCAGCCCUCCAGCCAGCCCCAGCAUCAUCCCCCGGCUGAGGGCCAUUCGCUUGACCCCAGCCGAUGCGGGCAGCAGUGGCAGCAGCAGCGGGAGCAGUGGGACGUGGAGCCGCAGCGGACCCCCAAAGAAGGACGAGCUGGUCGCCAGCAAGAAGAAGGGCCGAACCUGGGGCCCCAGCUCCACCCUGCAGAAGGAACGGGCAGGAGGAGAGGAGAGGCUGAAGACCCUGGGAGAAGGCAGCAAACAAUGGUCAUCAAGUGCCCCCAACUUGGGCAAAUCCCCCAAACACACCCCCAUCGCUCCUGGCUUUGCCAGCCUCAAUGAGAUGGAGGAGUUCGCCGAGGACGGCAGCGCGCCCCCGUCCCCCCACACCACCCCGUCCUACCUCACCGUGCCGCUCCCUCCGGAGCCGUCCCCGGGGGCGCGGGGCCCAGGCGAGCGGGCACUGACGCCCCCGGCGCGGCCGGGCCACGGCGGCCGGCGGCGCUGCGAGCUGGCCCUGCUGGGCUGUGCCACACUGCUAGGCGCCGUGGGCCUGGGCGCCGACGUGGCCGAGGCGCGCGCGGCUGACGGCGACGAGCACCGACGCUGGCUGGACGGCCUCUUCCCCCGCGCCGGUCGCUUCCCGCGGGGGCUCAGCCCGCCCGGGCGCUCCCCGGGCCGCCGCGACGACGCGGGCCCCGGGCCGCCCCCCGCGCCGGGCCUGGCGCCCUCGGCCACCCUCGUGUCGCUGUCAUCCGUGUCCGACUGCAACUCGACGCGUUCGCUGCUGCGCUCCGACAGCGACGAGGCCGCGCCGGCCGCGCCCUCCCCACCGCCCUCCCCCUGCGAGCCUGAGCCGCCGCCCAGCGCCAACCCGCUGGUGGACCUGGAGCUGGAGAGCUUCAAGAAGGACCCGCGCCAGUCGCUCACGCCCACCCACGUCCCGGCCGCGCGCGCCGCCAACCGCGGCCACCGGCGGACGCCCUCGGACGGGGCGCUGGGGCAGCGGGGCGCGGCCCAGCCGUCGGGCCCCGGCCAGGGCCCUCGAGACGCCCAGGACUUCCCCCGCCUACCAGACCCCCAGGCUCUGUUUCCGGCGCGUCGCCAAGCUCCUGAGUUCCCUGGCCGCCCCACCACCCUGACCUUCGCCCCGAGACCCCGACCUGCCUCCAGCCGGCCCCGCCUGGACCCCUGGAAACUGGUCUCCUUUGGGCGGACACUCAGCAUUCCACCUCCCGGCAGGUGGGAGCCGGCGGGGAAACUGGGCACGGCCAGCGGGCAGCCCACCCUGUUGGACCUGGACAUGGAAGGGCAGAGCCAGGACAGCACGGUGCCCCUGUGCGGGGCGCAGGACUCCCGCUAAUGCUGGCCUGCCCGCUCGCCCGCCGGGGCAGCCUUGAAUGUAGCGUCCCAGGCCCAGCCCCAGCCCGCUGGGCCACAAGACUGGGGAGGCCCUGGGCAGGAAAUCCACUAUUUAUUGGGGAUGGGGGAGGGGGACUUAACUUAUUCCUUUGUACCCCAGGGGGUGGGGCCUGUGCCUACCCUGCAGUGGGGGAGGGUCGGCAGGGACACUCAGGGACAGGGCAUCAUGGGGCGUUUGGCACAAAAUGCAACAUUAAAGGUCACCCUGCCCCUUCC
Messenger RNA from Sorex fumeus (smoky shrew), 3693 nucleotides. RefSeq names its product mitogen-activated protein kinase kinase kinase 10 (gene MAP3K10). Gene Ontology annotation, molecular function: ATP binding; protein binding; JUN kinase kinase kinase activity. The transcript is spliced from 10 exons. The record is from RefSeq and is a predicted model, not a curated record. Gene Ontology annotation, biological process: protein phosphorylation; positive regulation of apoptotic process. Bases 566 to 3418 code for a protein of 950 amino acids. Lineage: Eukaryota; Metazoa; Chordata; Mammalia; Eulipotyphla; Soricidae.